Messenger RNA from Polistes dominula (European paper wasp), 1894 nucleotides. RefSeq names its product succinyl-CoA:acetate/propanoyl-CoA:succinate CoA transferase. The record is from RefSeq and is a predicted model, not a curated record. Gene Ontology annotation, molecular function: acetate CoA-transferase activity. Gene Ontology annotation, biological process: acetate metabolic process. Gene Ontology annotation, cellular component: mitochondrion. Lineage: Eukaryota; Metazoa; Arthropoda; Insecta; Hymenoptera; Vespidae.
UUUUUCUUUAUUUAGAAUAAUUUUUUUUUAAAUAAUAAUAAUAAAGAAAUAAAUCGAGUUUAAUCGGUCUAAAAAUUGCUAUUGAAAUAUUACAAUAAGCCUACUAUGAUCAUAUAUGAAAAAUCAAAUAUCGUUAGACACGAUUUUCAAAUAGCAAUCGUGGAGAUGGCAACGGUUUAAAUCUUGGAAUAUUUACGUCUGUCAUUGAUAGAAUUUUAGAGCAUGAAUUAUCUAAAUUUAAAUGUUAUUAUAGGGCAUAAUCAAUUGUGCCGUAUAAAAUUAAUGAAAUCUUUAUUAUUGACAUAAUUAAUCUAUCAUUAUUAUUUAUAACAUAUAUAUAUAUUUAUAUAUUUCAUUUAUAUCUCGUGAUCGUGAAAAAUGUUUCGAAAUUUGGAUUCAACUUUUAACAAAUUGCGACCAGCAAAACCGUUUAAUUUAUGUGGUUUGAGGUAUAUACGGGAACCAUUUCAACCUUUAAAACGUUGCCCAAGAUGGGUUUGCGUCGAAGAUGCUAUCAAAAUAAUAAAUUCAGAACAUUUAGUAUUUAUACAAGGAGGUGCAGCAACUCCGUUGGAGUUAAUAAGAGCAAUGACUGAACAUGGUGUCUGUAAUAAUUUACGUGGUGUUAGAUUAAUACACAUGGGUUUGGAGGGAGAUGCACCCUUUGCCAAUCCUGAAUUUGAAAAACAUUUUAGAUCAAUUAGUUUUUACAUUGGUGCAAACGUUAGAGAUGCUGUCAACGAAGGUAGAGCAGAUUGUAUUCCAUUAUUUUUACACGAAGCACCAAAACUCUUUUAUGAGCAAAGAAUUGUACCCGAUGUUGCUUUGAUACACGUCAGUGCACCUGAUCCACGUGGAUUUUGUUCGCUUGGUGUUAGCGUCGAUUGUACACGAGCAGCUAUUUGCACAGCCAAAGUUAUAAUUGCACAAGUUAAUGAACACAUGCCUAGAACAUUUGGUGACACCGUUAUACAUGCCAGUCAUAUAGAUUGGGCAGUCAAAUAUGAUUGCCCCUUACCUUGUAUAGCCAGUACUCCUCCUAAUGAGAUCGAAUUAGAAAUUGGUAAAUUCAUAGCACAAAGAUUGGUCGAAGAUGGUGCAACAUUACAACUUGGUAUUGGAAAUAUUCCUGAUGCUGUACUCUGUGCUUUGGCUAAUCAUAAAGAUCUCGGUGUACAUUCGGAAAUAAUUGGUGAUACGAUAGUAGAUCUUGUUGAAAGAGGAAUUAUAACAAAUAAAUAUAAACUCAAACAUAGGGGACGUUUAGUUUGUUCAUUAGGAAUCGGUACUAAAAGGCUCUACGAUUUUUUACAUAACAAUCCUUUCGUUGAAAUGCUAGCAAUUAAUUACGUUAAUGAUACUCGAGUUAUAUCGAUGCAGCCAAGAAUGACUGCAAUUAAUUCUUGCAUUGAAAUGGACCUUACCGGACAAGUAUGCUCCGAUAGUUUGGGUUGUAAAAUGUAUUCUGGUUUUGGUGGUCAACUAGAUUUUAUACGUGGUGCUGCAAUAGGUCAAGACGGUAGAGGAAAAUCUAUUAUAGCAUUUCCAUCUAUCACGAGCAAAGGAGAAAGCAAAAUACAAGCUGUAUUAAAACUUGGUGCCGGAGUUGUUACUACAAGAGCGCACGUUCAUUAUGUAGUUACCGAACAUGGUAUUGCUCAAUUAUUUGGUAAAACGUUACGACAACGAGCUAAUGCCUUAAUUCAAAUAGCACAUCCCGAUCACAGAGAAUGUCUUGAAAAAGCAGCAUUUGAAAGAUUGAAAACUAUGCCUACGAAAUACUUGUGAAAAAAAAAAAAAAUGUUUUAUGAAUUACAUCGUCAAAUAAAUUAUUAUACCACUUUGACUGACUGUUCAUUAUGCAGUUUAUAUAUGUGCAACUAAAUAAAUAAUA